CAACUAGCUGCACUUUCUCUUCUUCGCCCCAAAGAAAUUUAGAAAGCAAGCUGUAGCCUAUAUUUUCUCAUUUUCUCUGUAACAUCGUAUAGCUGAACAACACCAGCAGCAAGAAACCUACUAAAAACGUUGUUUUUGGCAGAGUUUGUUUCUCCCUUCACUUUCCAACGCAGAGAGUAGGGACUCGGAGCUCGCUCGUCACUGGCCAAAAGCAUCGUACGACACAGAAAACCGUUGAAAAGUGGGCGGGGCGUCCACAAUUCCGACGAAAGCAGUCUGCUAGUACUCUGCUUGGCCCCCAUUCCAGGUUUUAGUCGAUUCCAAAAGCCGGUUCAGAGUCAGUGACAGAUAGUUCAUAUCACGGUGCAUAUCUUCGGUCCGUUUUUUAAACUAACUUUCGCGGUUUAUUAACAAAACAAAUAGGAAAGGACCAUGGAUUCGUCCGGAAUUCGUGCUAAUAUGUCUGCUCAACAGUUGAUCGACCAUGAAGUAUACGAGCGUUCGUUAAGGAACCCCAAUAGUCGGCAAGAUGGAAAAGUGUCAACAGAUUCCAGCGGAUCAAGUUCAUUAUCCAGUUCGAACACAAAAAUUGACGGCAAAGGAAUUCCCUCUGCAAGUGAUUCUUCUGCCAACAGCUCUUCAGGAGAAAACCGAACAGUUGAGCAUCCCCUGACCAAACGACAGAUAAUCACAGUCACCAUUCUCUGUUUUGUCAACUUAAUCAACUACAUGGACAGAUAUACAAUAGCUGGAAUUUUAACCCAAAUACAAUGUGAUCUCAAUAUCGGAGAUACAGAGGGUGGCCUGCUUCAAACAGCUUUCGUCGCGAUUUACAUGAUAUGCGCUCCCGUAUUUGGCUACCUGGGUGAUCGAUACUCUCGAAGGCUUAUCAUGGCUGCCGGUAUUUUCGUCUGGAGCCUGACAACAUUACUUGGCUCUUACAUGACAAAUUUCUGGGCUUUCCUGGUCAUGAGGAGCCUUGUAGGUGUGGGAGAAGCUUCCUACUCAACCAUAGCACCUACCAUCAUUUCAGACUUAUUUGUUGGCGAUACUCGCUCAAAAUUCCUAGCCCUAUUCUAUUUCGCAAUUCCGGUCGGGAGUGGACUAGGUUACAUCGUUGGCUCAGAAGCAUCUAGAGUGAUGGGAUCGUGGCAUUGGGGCCUUCGAGUCACGCCAGUUUUCGGGGCCGUAGCCGUGCUCCUGAUUUUGCUGGUCGUCCAGGAUCCUCCACGCGGCGAAUCUGAAGGCGCCCAUCUUUCAGCCACGAGCUGGUGGGACGACAUUAAAUCACUCGGCAAAAACAAAAGCUUUGUGAUGUCCACAGCAGCUUGCACAGCGGUGGCCUUCGUCGCUGGAGCUCUGGCAUGGUGGGGUCCCAAGUUUAUCGCAUUGGGUUUGGCCACUCAACAAGGUCACCAGGAUGUUUCAUUGGAUGACGUAUCGUACAUUUUCGGCUUGAUUGCCAUGAUCGCUGGUUUGCUGGGCGUUCCCCUUGGAUCUUUCCUCGGCCAAAAAUUGCGCGUCCGCUAUCAGCGGGCCGAUCCCAUCGUUUGCGGCAUGGGUAUGCUGUUUUCCACUCCGCUCAUGCUAGCUGCGUUGUUUAUCGCCGGAUGGAACACUACCACUUGCUUUGUGGUCGUCUUCUUUGGUCAAGUUCUGCUCAAUUUGAAUUGGGCAAUUGUGGCUGAUAUCCUGUUGUAUACGGUAAUCCCAACGCGACGAUCAACCGCUGAAGCGUUCCAAAUUCUAUUUUCACACGCACUGGGUGACGCCGGCUCUCCUUAUUUGAUUGGCCAGAUCUCCGAAAUUCUGAAGAAAUCCUUUUCGACUCCGGCUGCAUUCGUCGAAGGCGCCAUGGUUCUAAACUCAACUGUUUCGUCAAUUGUGAGCGACUUUGUUACGAGUUCACCUGAUAUGAAUGUCAGCGCAAACUGUUCCAGUUCAGGAACGUCAUCUAUAGAUCUCACCACUGUUGAAGGCGACUUCAAAGCCCUACAGUGGGCCAUGUCUAUCACGAUAGUCGUGGAAGUUCUCGGUGCUCUCUUCUUUUUCGGAACAGCAUGGUACAUCGUGGAGGACAAAGCCAAAGUUGAUCGCGCAGUAGCAGACGGCCCACGCGGUUUCCGAGCCGUAAGCAUGAAGGAGUUGCCCGCGUCCUUGAUGUGGAACGGCCAUCCCUCUGACUUGGUGACGUCUAAAAUAAUAGGUUUGGGAUUCGAUGAUGAAACGAGGCAACUAUCACCGUCAAGAAAUCGGCGGCCAGACAGCAAUGGAACACCCGAAGAAGAGCAACCCAUCACCAUCAUCGCUCCAGCUUCCGAAUAUCUUUCGGUCAUUUAAAAAAGGAACAAGAAAAGAUCCCUCCUGAACAUAUUAAGAGUUGUUGCGCGUUCUUUGUUGAUGGACCCUUUUGUUUCUUCAUGGACAAACCCAACCCCUUGUCUAGUCUUUCGUUGCUCCGUGUUUAGACUCAUCCAAAUCAGGACCCCUUCCUUAAUUAUCCGUCUCUCAUUCCCGACCUGUUCCCGACUUGAGGCAAAAGGCUGUACGCAUUGACUUAAUUUAUACGAUUGUUAUCAACCGAGAUGCUCAAAACAUCACUGUUGUAGACAACUCCUCUUCCUAGCACCGACUAGAUUUUUUUUUUCGUUGUUAAGAUUCUCUUUGUGUGUGUGCUUUUUUCAAAUCCUCCAUAAAAGUCUAAUUUUUUAUGCCUGUAUGUUGUAUAGGUGUACAUUUGUCUGGCUUAAAAGGAUUUAUUGUAUUAAGGUGUCAUAUCGCCACGGAAUCAAAAGAAGAUCGAAGACUGUUUAAAGUCCACGAGUCUCGUGGUAGUAUGAAAAAGGAAAAAAAAUUAUUCUCUGUAUGUCAUAUUGUUCUGCAUAUUCUUCCACAUUGGAUAUCAUUGAAUAGAUCGAUGUUGAUUAUUUAAAA
This is a messenger RNA of Daphnia pulicaria, 2934 nucleotides long. RefSeq names its product protein spinster-like. The record is from RefSeq and is a predicted model, not a curated record. The coding region runs from base 433 to 2340 and encodes 635 amino acids. Gene Ontology annotation, biological process: transmembrane transport. The transcript has 12 exons. Gene Ontology annotation, molecular function: transmembrane transporter activity. Gene Ontology annotation, cellular component: membrane. Lineage: Eukaryota; Metazoa; Arthropoda; Branchiopoda; Diplostraca; Daphniidae.